CCAUCUUCGACAACCCAUUAAUCUUGGACCUGGCGGAGAACGAAGACAGCAGCCGCGGAAAUCGGUGACAUUCCUUCCAUUUCGAAAAACCCUCCCUUUUACUUGGCUCCUUGGAAAUUCCAUUCCAUGAUGUUCUCGAGAAACCCUCUUUUCUAUCUUUUGGCUGUGUUCGGUGCGCGUGCCACCUCAACCGCCACCGCCAGCGGCCCGGGCUCUACUCUUGUAAAUCUUGGCGAGUUUGACUACAUUGUUGCUGGUGCUGGAGCCGCAGGUCUUGUCGCCGCCGAUCGUCUCUCGGAGGCCGGUAAAAAGGUCCUUCUCAUCGAGAGGGGCCCCCCAUCGACAUAUGCCACUGGCGGUAGGCUUGGGCCAGCUUGGCUUAACGGAGAGAAUCUCACCCGUUUCGACGUACCCGGUCUUUUCAAUCAAAUCUGGGUUGACUCUGCGGGAAUUCGAUGUGACGACAUUGACCAGAUGGCCGGGUGUCUUCUUGGUGGUGGUACCGCUGUCAACUCCGGUCUCUUUUUCAAGCCUCAAUCCAUCGACUGGGACUACAACUUCCCGGCCGAACCAUAUGACCUUAUUACCAAAGUCCUCUCCGCUGUUGGGUACACCUCUGUCACUGCCAAUGACUCUCCCAACAAGAAGAACCGCACUUUUGCCCACACUCCAUUCAUGUACUUUAAUGGCGAGCGCGGUGGUCCAUUGGCGACCUACUUCGAGACCGCCAGGGCGCGCUCCAACCUUCACAUUGUGCUCAACACCACCGUACGCAGGGUUAUCCGUAAGGGCGGGCGCAUUACUGGUGUUGAAGUGGUCGCUACCUCCUCGGAUGGUAAGACCGGUCUCUACUCUGUCACCCCGAACACUGGAAAGGUCUUGCUUGCCGCCGGUGCCUUCGGGUCGCCAAAGAUCUUGUUCCGUAGCGGUAUCGGCCCCCGCGAUCAGCUCGAAGUUGUCAAGGCAAGCGCGACCGACGGUUCCACAAUGAUCGAUUCCUCAAAAUGGAUCAAGCUCCCUGUCGGCUAUAACCUCCAGGAUCACCCGAGUACCGAUGUCGUCAUCAGCCAUCCAAGCGUGAAGGAUUAUGACUUUUUCGCAGCCUUCAACAACCCCAUACCCGCAGACCGGGACCUCUAUCUAAACAGCAGAGCUGGCAUCCUCGCCACCGCAGCGCCUGGUCCAAACACCAUGUUCUGGGAGUCCUUGGUGCCAUCCGACGGAAUCCCCCGCCAAUUCCAAUGGACCGCACGUGCCGAGGGUUCCAUUAACGAGAAAGGGGACACACUCGUCACGGCGAGCCAGUACAUAGGCACGGGCCUGAAGUCUCGCGGACGCAUGACCAUAAACUCGGACUUGAACAUGGCCGUCACGACAAGCCCGCACCUGAACGACCCUUACGACAUCGAAGCCGUAAUCCAGAGCGUCCAGUUGUUCGUGGAUGCACUUUCGGCGGACAAAAGCAUCACCAUAUUACAUCCUGCUCCUGGUCAAUCGGUCGCGGAGUACGUUAAUAACUACCCCGGCCACCGGGGUACCAAUCACUGGAUCGCAACCUGCAAGAUGGGGACCGAUGAUGGAACAAAAGGAAAUGGAACGACUGGGUCUGUUGUUGACACUGAUACAAAGGUCUAUGGCACUGAUAACUUGUUCGUGAUCGAUGCAUCCAUUUUCCCAGGACAAAUUACCGCAAACCCAACCGCGUCAAUCAUGAUUGCGGCCGAAAAGGCCAUUGAGAAUAUCCUGGCACUGAAGCAUGGCUACUAGGUACCAACAAUGUGGCGGCACAAACCGGUCAGGAGCGGAUGCUUGUGAGGGCCCGUACCUCCCCCACCAUCCGAGACGCUUUUUUGUAUGUAAAGAGGGUGGGGUGAUUUGCGUUUUCGCAGUAUAUAGUUUGUUUUACUUGUUUGGGGUUCGGGAAAUUUUCCAUCCGAACCAUCAGAUGGGAUGGUUCGGAGGGGGCUUGUCCUCGCCCUUGUUGAAAUGAAAUGUUGUAUCAAUCCG
Messenger RNA from Tuber melanosporum (Perigord truffle), 2007 nucleotides. RefSeq lists its product as uncharacterized. Bases 127 to 1767 code for a protein of 546 amino acids. Gene Ontology annotation, molecular function: oxidoreductase activity, acting on CH-OH group of donors; flavin adenine dinucleotide binding. The record is from RefSeq and is a predicted model, not a curated record. The transcript is spliced from 6 exons. Lineage: Eukaryota; Fungi; Ascomycota; Pezizomycetes; Pezizales; Tuberaceae.